CAGGGUUAUCGGUGAUACGAUCUGCCAGACCCAUCAGGUCUGACUCCAACAUAUGCAAUUGACAAACCCUGAGAGUUACACUAUCAAAGACCUAGAAAAUAGCAGUUUCCAGUCCCACCAAAGAUUUAGCACCUACAAUUUCCCUCCUGUACUAAUAUUCCAUGCAUCACUUUUAUACCAAUAGGGGGCCCCUGUGUUACAGUCAUGUUCUUUUUAUGCUUUGUUUGCCAUGUUGAUGGAAGAUGGUAAUGUUGCUUGUAGUAUUCUGGCUUGUCAACACCGUGUGUCAGUGACUUAUGAUUAGAGCUGUGCAAAAAACUGAUUUCUCCACUCCGUCAACUCAACUGGCCAUGCUGAAAAAUUGGAGAGGAAAAUAGUUUCAGGUCGAUGUGGGAUGAACAUUUUUUGAACUUUUCAGUUAACCAAAGUGUUAAAAAAAAAAUCAGUUUGGGUCACACUAAAUAUUUCAUUCUGUUUUAGAGCUUUUUGAAACUUUUAAAAAUAAAACUGAAGUAAACUUCAGAAAAAAACUCAUUUCAAGUACCGAAAAAAUCAAAACUUUUUUAAAAAGUUUUUUGGAAUGAAACUGUUCUGCACAUUUGUCAUGGCUUUGCAUUAAUUUUUGGUUGAUCCAAAUCUGUAUUCUUCAGCAAAAAUAGGUUUUGGCUGAAAAUAUUCACACAAGCAGCACGUGUUAUAGAUUUAAAAUUUUUAUUAAAGCAAAUGUUAAAGUUAUACAAUACAUAGAUUGAGAAAAGAGUGUCUGUAUAUCUGGGUAUAGUGCUUAGAUUAUCCACACAUACAAAGUUAGUUUUUAAAAGUUUUACAUAUGAUACAUAGAGUACAUAAUCAGCAAUAUCCCAAAUUUAGGUGAAUAGAUUUAACAAUACAAUUUAGAUAUUAGAAUUUGAAUUCUUGGGUACAUCACUCAUGAAAAGUUGUACAAAGAUUUGGUUGUGGAAAGCAAAAUAUAUCAAUGAGUGGGGAUUGUCCCUCAGUAAUUGAGAAUUAGGUUCGUUGUCCAUUUAGAAAAUGCAUACUACACUACAAAAAUCUCUUGUUGCUAUGACAUUCUGAUCACCAGUUCUGUCCCAUGUGCAAACUCUGAAAGAGUAGCCACCCAGAAACUUAGGGCUUUGUGACUACUACUCUGUGUUGCUAUUUUUAAUGAUGAGCCCUGUCCAUUCUGAUUGCAAUAAUUUUUUGGUAACAGUUUAGGUGACUUUUGAGACUGGAGACUUGGAUUAAGACAAGCGCCACAUGAUAUUAUAGUGCAUACUGCUAAAUGGGAGACUGCUUGACAAGUUCACGCGAGGCCUUUGUCUGGUAAACUGUACAGUAGUCCUGAAAGGAUAGGAACCAGUACACUGAGGGUGGGAGUGGCAGAGGAGGUGUUAUAUAAAGCAAGCUUAAAGUAUCCAUUGCUGCCCCAUGGGAUGAGUUCAGUAUGGGGGCAAGGAAGAAAAUACAAGUUCUGGGUUAUAACUUUUUUAUAAUAUUCCUGAUUAUUAGGAUUUAAGAAGCAUGUUGUGUUGUCAGCUCCAAUGUUUAACUGUCACAGGAGCUUCUUUCCUUAAUUAUUCCAAAACCUCUGCUAGCAAUAACCAUAUUACACUGGGGGAUGGAUUUUGUUGAACACACAUUAAUAUAUCUCACAUUGAGAUUCAGAAAAAUAAACAAAGGUGCAGCUCAGGUUUUUUCCCCAGGGGGCUGGAAUAUUUAUUUUCUGUUGAUUUAGAAGUAACAUGCAAGGUUUAGGAAAUGAAUAAUGUAUAGUCAUAUGCAUUGAGUUUAAGUCAAACUGAGAUUUCUUGUAACAAGAUUUUUUUGUAACAGCCUCAAAAUAAAAAUCAUAUUACUUUUGAAUAUUUUGUAUAUUCAGUGUAACUAUAAUUGAAAAAGUGGAUGACAUUUUCAACUGUUUUUCAGUUUAUUUACUUUGUACCUUUGACAAUACUUCGCAUAUAGCCAGUUUUGUUGUUUCCUUUGUUUUGUACGAGUGUCUCACACAGUAACAGAAGAGACAUCUUAAAAGAAAGUUGUUAUAAAGCCACAAAAAUUUAGCAAGGACACUUGUGGGCAGUUGUCUGGCCUGAAACUAAUUUAACUCAUUUUUUAAAAUUCAUUAAAUUCAUUUAAGAUGAUGAUGUACCUUCAUAUUAUUUUACAGUCUUUUGUUCUGUUUUUAGGAGUAACUUUGUCUCAAUAAAUAAUAGCUGGCUGGCUGGAAUGAGAUUUAGCUGACUGAAGCUCAAUGAAUUAAAAAUGGAGAUAAUGCCAGUAAUCUGAAGGAAAUGCCUACUGUUCCAUCUUGAGAGAGUUGCGGGUGCACAAAAAUCACAGCAGAAAUGGCAGAAUUUCUGCAGAAGCUGCGGAAGAAGGUGAGAGUUGGACUUGUAGGUGGUUCAGACUUGGACAAAAUUCAAGAGCAGCUGGGAGACGAUGUGGUUGAAAAAUUUGACUACGUCUUUCCAGAAAAUGGUCUCGUGUCAUACAAAGAUGGGGAAUUUUUGUGCAAGCAGAGCAUUCAAAGUCAUCUGGGUGAGGACCUGCUCCAAGAUCUAAUCAACUAUUGUCUGAGUUACAUUGCAAAGAUUAAACUGCCAAAGAAAAGGGGUACUUUUAUUGAGUUCCGAAAUGGGAUGCUGAAUGUCUGCCCUGUUGGGAGAAGCUGCAGCCAGGAAGAGCGAAUUGAGUUCUAUGAAUUUGAUAAAAGGGAACAUAUAAGAGAGAAAUUUGUAGCUGAUUUACAAAGAGAAUUUGCAGGAAAAGGCCUCACAUUUUCUAUAGGGGGGCAGAUAAGCUUUGAUGUAUUUCCAAAUGGUUGGGAUAAGAGAUACUGCUUAGGAAUUGCUGGCAACGAUGGAUACAAGACUAUCUAUUUCUUUGGAGAUAAGACCAUGCCAGGUGGAAAUGAUUAUGAAAUCUACACAGACUCCCGAACAGUCGGCCACAGUGUUACAUCACCAGAGGACACAAGAAGAAUCUGUGAAGAGCUCUUUUUUAAAUAAAUGACUUUGCUUUCCUUUAGAUUUGACAGUAGCCAAACACUGAGUUGAAGAAGAAAUACCAAUCCCUUCAAACAUGAAAUAUUUCACUUCUUUCCAGUGGUGUUCUUUCAUAAUGGUUCACAAACAGUAAAUGUCCUGUUAGUCAUAUGUCACUAGGGAGAAUUCAGUGUUGAUUUGUCAAGCAUAGCAACAUUUGUUUAGGAACAACUUUCAUAUUUUUAAUUCAGUUAUGUACUGAUGUCUUUUUAAAAAUGAAUUAUCUAACUAGGAUAAGCUGUUUUUUCUUUGAAGUGGUACAUUGGGAAACAUAAUUGAAAACUCCUGGACAUUUUUGGAUCAAAUUUACAUGACCUGAUUUAACUUCUCAUAGGCUAAAAUUAAAAUUUCACUGGCUUAUUUGAUUCCUAGAAAUGUAUGUUUUGGAUUUAGAUUUAGUGGACUAAGGGAGAAAUGACACCAUUAAGCUAAUGUGCUUUCAAAAUAGGUGUAAUAAACAGGGAGAGAGACUUGUCACCUUGUUUUACCUGAAAGACUGGAGAACCAAUCAGUUCCAUUUCCUCCUUGUAAUGCCAUAAAUAAACAUCUCUUCCCUUGGCAUUUAAACCAAAUAUUUUUCCUCUAACCUGUUUGAGCUAAAGGUCCACCACAGCUCCCAUUGUCCUCUACGGAGAACUCCAGCAAAAUUACUGAUGCUUAGACGUGGAUUAAAUAAACUGUCACAUGUACAAGGAACAGAAAGGCCCAGCAGCCUUAUCCCUGUAUAAAUUACCUUUAAAA
This is a messenger RNA of Chelonia mydas (Green sea turtle), 3788 nucleotides long. It is a transcript of the gene PMM2, whose product is annotated as phosphomannomutase 2. NCBI's taxonomy places the organism in Eukaryota, Metazoa, Chordata, Testudines, Cheloniidae. Gene Ontology annotation, cellular component: cytosol. Gene Ontology annotation, biological process: mannose metabolic process; GDP-mannose biosynthetic process; protein N-linked glycosylation. The transcript is spliced from 8 exons. Gene Ontology annotation, molecular function: phosphomannomutase activity. The record is from RefSeq and is a predicted model, not a curated record. The coding region runs from base 2349 to 3011 and encodes 220 amino acids.